AUGAAGUGUCCGCGCUACCUAGGUAAGGUCGGACUAUGAAGUUCAAGAAAUUAGUAUUUUGCCCUCAUAUUUUAGUUUUCCUAAACUAAAAUCCCAUUCUAAGCGGGUUUUGCUUUCGGUAUAUAAAACAUAAAAGCUAUUUUUCAAAAUUAAUCCUUUAUGUAAAGAAUAUUAAACUAAAAAAUAAAAAGAAAUACAAUAUAUGGAAAAUUUAAAAGAAGUUUAACAUAAUUGAUAAAUUCCAAAAAGAUUAUUUACUUAUCUUUUGAAUUAGUAAAUUGCAAGUGUUCUACCAACUCAUUGCAAACUGCAUUAUGACUUGUAGAACAGAAUGACUUGUCGAACUACUAGUUACGUUCCAGCGGAAGACAUCCUCUUAUGUCAAAUUUAUAUGGCUGCUUGUGAAGAUCAUAAUAUGGGUGUUCAUCAGCCUGGAAAUCGCUUUUGGUCUCACGUGGCCGAGAAAUACAACAAUUCAACUUCUCUAAAUAUAACUCUUCGUAGCGAUAGAUCGCUGCAAGCACGAGUGCAAGUUAUUGAGAGGGCUGUUCGGAAAUUAAAUGGGUGCAUAAGACAAGUCAAAAAUAUGAAUAUAAGUGGUGCAUCCGAUCAAGACAUUUUAAACCAAGCAAGAAUAUUACUUAUGCAAGAUAGUAAUUACAAAAGGGGUUUCAAAUUCGAUCAUGUGUGGAAUAUGUUGAAAGAUUUCGAAAAGCUUAAAUGUGACGCGUCUACCAGAAAACGAGUUCAUCCGAGGCCAAUUUUGAACUAUGCCCCGGUGGAGUUGGUUGAUCCCUCAUCAGAAUUGAAUAUACCAACAUCUCCAAAGUUGUCUUCAAAACGAGUUCAUCCAAGGCCAAUUUUGAACUAUGCCCCUGUGGAAUUAGUUAAUCCCACACCAAUUUUGAACUAUGCCCCUGUGGAGUUAGUUAAUCCCACGCCAGAGUUGAAAAUACCGACAUCUCCAAAGUUGUCUUCAGUUCCUGUUAAUUUAAAUAAUGACGACGCUGGUGCUUCUUCAUCAGAACGAUCAAUUGGGAUGAAAAAUUCCGAGCUCAGCAAAAAAGUUGAAGAAAAACUUUCUGCUAUUAUCGAGAGCAUUCAAGAAGAGAAUCGACAGCUUGUCGAGCUGCUGAAGAAAACAAGUGCAGACAGACAAGAACAAUUUGAAGUCCAAAGCAAAAUUUUGGCUCUCAAAGAAUAUAAAGAAGAAAAUAAAAUUUUACUGCAUGACUUGAACACUAUCAGCGAUUCUAAAGUUCGUGCUUUUUUUGAAGCUGAAAAAACACGAAUUUUAGAAAAAAGAAAACGAUAAAAACGGUGUGGAUUGAAGAUGGUUCAGUCAUUUGUGCCUUGUGAAUUCUGUUAAUGCCUAUUUCUUAGAUAUCUUCUUCCAAUAUGUUAUCAGGAAUACUUCGACAAGAUUAGGGACGAGCAUAACCUUAUGUACGGUUAAAAACUAACCGAUUUCAAUUAAAAUAAAACUAUUUAAAUUAUUUUA
Molecule: messenger RNA, 1501 nt
Organism: Mercurialis annua (annual mercury)
Lineage: Eukaryota; Viridiplantae; Streptophyta; Magnoliopsida; Malpighiales; Euphorbiaceae
Exons: 2
Coding region: 332-1315 (327 amino acids)
Source: RefSeq, a predicted model, not a curated record